Solanum stenotomum is the source of this 1744-nucleotide messenger RNA. RefSeq lists its product as uncharacterized. The record is from RefSeq and is a predicted model, not a curated record. NCBI's taxonomy places the organism in Eukaryota, Viridiplantae, Streptophyta, Magnoliopsida, Solanales, Solanaceae. Gene Ontology annotation, molecular function: tRNA adenosine(64)-2'-O-ribosylphosphate transferase activity. Gene Ontology annotation, biological process: charged-tRNA amino acid modification. The coding region runs from base 258 to 1610 and encodes 450 amino acids. The transcript is spliced from 7 exons. Gene Ontology annotation, cellular component: cytoplasm.
CAAAUUUUGCGAUCUGCAAACUCUAUAUUUUUUCCUUUCAAUGGAGAAUCCAGAAAACUUGAACAUAUACAAAGCUUCGAGAACUAUAAAACGAAGUGAAAAUACUCUGUACAACGCUCUACGAUCCAUUUACGAGGAUUCUAUAUUCGUCGGCGAGAUUGCUCAGCUAUGGCCGGAGCUUCCGCUGUUAGCAAAUCUCCGUUGUGGACUUUGGUACUCUCUGAAAUUUCACUCUACUUGCUAUUUCAAAUCAACUGAUGGACACACCAAUAAUUGGUCUUUCAAUACAUCUCGACUUAAUCUCCAUGUCGCCCUUCUUGCUGAAGGGAGGGUGUAUGAUUAUUGAUUCAACAAGGAAAGGGAAGCGGUUUCCAGAUAGUAUGUCAAAGACGAUACCAAUUUGGACGUGUGUAUUGAAUCGUGCCAUCAGGAAUUACAGAACGAGAUUUGGUUUGAAUGGUAGUGCAGAAAAGAAUGAGUCAAAUGAUUCUACAGAGUGUCGUAAUACUAUUAAUGAGGACUCAUAUAGCUGGGAUUGUUCCUUGCAUCUCCCUUUGUGGGUCUCAAAUACUGAAAGAGCGCUUAUUGAGGAGCGUUUAGACGGAUGGACCAAGGAUCUGGAGGUCAGUGGAGCUGAUAUUGCCUCCAUUGCUUUAUCCCUAAAAAAACCACUACGCCCAUUAUGGAUUUCACAAAAAACUGUGAUCUGGUUAAAUGAAGUACCUGAUUGUGAUUCUUGGGACUUCACUCCAAUAAUACUUGUUUCAACGUCCUCCCCAAGUAGCAAUUUUCAGCAAAGAACAACCUCUGAAUUUAGUUGGAGGUACAUAGCUGGAGCUGGAGACGAUGAGGAAAGUUGGGCAAGGGGCCUGUCAUCAUCUCUUUUCUGGAAACAUGCUUAUGAUCUCAUAAACUCUGGUCCCGAUACAUGUAAUAAGACGGUAGCUGAUAUUGUUGAAAAAGAUAGGGUAUACCGUGCACAAAGGGGAGAAAAUGCUCCUCAAAUAUCUAUUAAGCCUUCAAAAUCUUCUGUGAGUAGUGGCCAUUUUCCUGAUCAAGAACAGCUAGACCUGGAGCUUCAAUGUAUGAACAUAGAUGAGAAGUCGUAUGAUAAAAAUUCCAUAUCUUGGCUGGGGGAAACAAAUCUAGCAGUUGGCAAAACUCAGCUUGCUAAGGACGCAUCUGGUGUCGAUUGUGUAUUGAGUUGUGAGUUGGAGACUAAUUCUUUUUGUUUCAAGGAAUCUGGAGCCCAUUUAAACCUAUCUAUUGUGAGCUCGAAGUUUGACAGGUCUUCUUUGUUAAGAAAUCUUCCUUCAGCGGUGAAUUUUGCCAAGAACAACUUGAGAAAAGGAAAGAAACUCCUAGUUUGCUGCAAUAGUGGGGAAGAUAUUAGCAUCUGUGUAUGCUUAGCAAUCUUGAUGUCAUUAUUCGAUGACAAAGGCCACUUUGAUGAAGGGAGAUUUUUUAACGAGACACGAAUCAAUAAAUUGGAGUUAAGGCGACGAUUGGUGUUUAUCUGCCAAUUUGCUGUGAAUGCUCGUCCGUCAAGAGGGAAUGUUAAACAAGUCUUUAGUUAUCUUUGUGGAGGAAAUGUUGCGAUUACUUCUUGAGCCAAGAUGAAAGUUUGAGUUCUUAUAAAUUCAAUGAAUGUUAGCCUUCUUGUAUUUUACUAUAUAGUAUGAUAUAUAAAUUCUGUUUUCUACUUCAUUUGUUGUUUCAUAACUCCAAAAUAAUGUUUUCACAA